Drosophila ananassae is the source of this 1509-nucleotide messenger RNA. Its product is annotated as peritrophin-48. Bases 127 to 1224 code for a protein of 365 amino acids. Gene Ontology annotation, molecular function: chitin binding. The record is from RefSeq and is a predicted model, not a curated record. The transcript has 2 exons. NCBI's taxonomy places the organism in Eukaryota, Metazoa, Arthropoda, Insecta, Diptera, Drosophilidae. Gene Ontology annotation, cellular component: extracellular region.
AGGUCUCUAAUGUAGGUAGCAGUACAAAAUUAAAAGAAACUGAUCUUUCUUUAUGACUAGCACCUAAUCUUAUCUAUUUUUUGGAUGUUGUAAAUAAAUGUCAUCCAAAUUGGGAAAAUCUGCUACAUGGAUUUCUAUAAAAGGCGCACCUGGCCUCUACAGAAAGUUAGUUUAACUGAAAGUGUCUAUACUUCUUUUAAAAUGCCAGGUCUGAAAAUUUCAUGGCUUGUACACAGUCUGGUGCUGACUGUGAUGGUACACCUAAGCACCCAAACCGAGCAUCUGAACUCCACCCUGGACAUCUGCCGCCUGUUCGCCAAUGGCGCGAAGAUUCGAAAACCCGGCGGCUGCACCGAGUAUUUGGAGUGUAAUAACCAUGUUCAGAGCUCCGAAACCGCUUGUUCGGGAAGAACUCCUUACUUUAGACUUAAAACGCAAAAAUGCGAUACGAAAGUUGAUGAUUCAUACUGCAAAACACCCUGCACCUCAAAAACCCAGGGUUACGUUGGAGAUUCCAUCAAUUGCGCCCAUUGGCACUUGUGCGAAGGAUCGAAAUCGAUGGCCACGGGAUCCUGCCCUGUUGGCCAGUACUUUGACAAGGUUUCGGGUGCAUGUGUCUAUCCGAAGGACACCGUCUGCGUAGCCACCUUCGAGCUGUGCGAUAUUGCGCCUAUGAACGUGCCAUUCCGUGACGAGUACAACUGUAACAAAUACUUCAGCUGUGACAAGGACGCCAAGCUGGUGACCAACACCUGUGAAGCUGGAAAAUAUUUCAAUGUGGCCACUGGCAGCUGCGUGGCCAAGAAGGAUGUCGUCUGCGAAGACCAUCCAGUGCCGGAUGACGUUUGUGGCACCAAGAAGCUGGCCUUCAGGAACAAGUUUGUCUCCGACCAGUCCACUUGCAGAGGAUACUUCUACUGCCGGGAUCUGGGCUCUGGAAUACCGGAUACCAAUCCCACAUUCUUCCAGUGCGGUGAGGAGUAUUUCUUCAACGAGGAGCGGCAGGCAUGCAUGCCUCGUGAUAGCCAGAAGUGUUCCCAGGAUCGCUGCGAUGGUCGGGAGGAUGGCCACUUCGAAAUCGCUGAAACUAAGGGAUGCCACGACUAUUAUGUGUGCAAAGAUGGCCGCGAAGAUGAAAUACGAUCCUGCGAAGACAAGUACUUCGAUGUAGCGACCCAGCAAUGCACUGAUACCGUAAAAUCGUACGGAGCUUGUAGUGCUUAAUAUUCUUAAAAGUUCAGAGGUCAUUAAAAAAAAGAAUUUUUGGGUUGUACGUAACACACCCUACUGAAUAAACUAUUUUGCAUUCAAUGAAAGUAAAUAAAAUUGUAAACUUUGCAAAUCAAAGUUUGGAAAAUGUGUAUUUUGUAUCUUAUCUUUGUAAAUGGCUUAUAUAGUCCUUAAGUUUGUGGAAACUAUAAGUUCUUUUUAUAAAGAAACGUAAAAAACUAGUUAUCCUUUAGAUAACAAGCUCUAUUGUAAAAUGUUUUUUCCCAUUUACCAUAAAAU